CGAUCGUGUCUGCAGUCCCCAGAGGCUGCGUACACUCUUGAUAUCCCCCGAGUCCUCAUGCACACAAUAGCAAAGUGGGGAACUUGAAGACUUUAUUUUGGUGUCAAGAGCAUUUUCCCAUUACUGUACUAUACAUUGUGAACAAUACAAAGGCAAAAAUGACUGGAAAAGGAGGACUUGAGAAUGUUAACCCACAGGUUUUUGCCAAGGCCAGUCAGAGAGUGGAGAGUUCAACAGACUGGGACGACGAUGUUUAUGACCCCUUUGAUGCCAGGGAAGUCUUUGAUUUGGUGCGGAAUAUACGCGAUCCGGAACAUCCGCUAACAUUGGAAGAGUUGAACGUUGUAGAGGAGGACCAGUGCGAGGUGAACGACGCCAAGAACUCAGUGAUGGUGCACUUCACACCCACUAUCCCCCAUUGCAGUAUGGCUUCCCUCAUUGGCCUCAGCAUCCGUCUCAAACUAUUCCAAGCUCUGCCGCCCAGGUUUAAAGUGGACGUGUGCAUCUCGCCCGGGACCCACGCCUCCGAGCACGCCAUAAACAAGCAGCUGAAUGACAAGGAACGUGUGGCUGCAGCACUGGAAAACCCUCACCUUUUAGAAGUUAUCAACAAGUGCCUGAACCCAAGAGGCCAAGCAUAAUAGUUGGCCAGUCAGGAUGGACUGACAGGGAAACAUCAGGGUUACUGUCUAGUGCAUCUUGCAUUUAAAACAAAAUGUUGCUUGCCUCUACUAACUUCCAUCUUGACUUUAACGUGAUACAAGUGUAUGACAUGCUACAAAACGUGCCAUACCCUUUGCUUUAUCAAUUACAGAACCUUGCUUAGUUUUGUCUUUUAUUGACAAAUUAUUGUUUUUUUUAGAGAGAGUCCAUUAAACACAAUAUCUCAAAAAUACGAUGAAUUUAUGUUUGUACAUUAAACAAUCUUGGUCUGUAUAGGUAUAAAUAAAGCUUGUUGCAAAUGUCUUGGUACGGCCAGGAAUUCAUGACUACUGUCUCUAAAUAUAAUUAAAUUGGAUAUUUGGAUUUAUUUUUAUGAAUUAUAAUUCUACUACAGUACAAACUGUAUUCAUAAUAAAAUCCUAAGCUACAAAUAUUCUGUAAGCCUUUACAGAGUAGGUCAGGAUUUUACAAAAUUUAACAAACUGGACUUUCCUCUGUGAUAAGUAGGCACAAUAUGAGGACACACAUUGCACAUUGUAGAGAGAAGACUCCCCCCCCCCCUCCCAAAAAUAAAGCGGCUCUACUUAAAAGUUGAAAUAUUAUAAAUAAUUAGGAUUUCUUGUAUAUAUUAUUCCAUUAAAUGUUGUACUGCUUUUAACCAGUUCCACUAUAGUACAGCACAAAUAUUACAUAAUAUAUGCCUGGGUACUGUAUUUGUGUGUGUGUGGGAGUAUCAGUUUAUAUUAUUGUCCAACCCCUCGUACGACACUGAUUUGAUUCUCGCUAAAUAACACAUUCUAAUCAUUACCUCUUUUCCAACUUUCAUGGGUCGGGAAGCAUUAGCCAUCAUAAACAUACAGUAGUACACAUAUCAAAAUGUCCUUCCUGUAACUCCUUCACCACUUCCAGCUUUAUAUAUUUGGUAUUUUAACUUUCCAUACAAAUACAGUGGGCCUGGUUUCUACGGAGUGGGGGCCCCAAAUCUGAGGCUAUUUAUAUAAAUACUGGGAAUGCAGCGCUGACUGCCCCACAUAAUGUUUACCAGUACAGUAGUCACAUCAUCUGAAGCAAGUUCUGUUCAGUUAUUAAACCACUUUUGUUUUGGGCAACCUAAAUCACAAUAUGAUGAUUACAGUAUCUGUAAUUAUUGUAAAUUACAAUUAUCUGUAAAUAACAUUUACAGAUAAUUUACACAAAUUAUUAUUAAUUUACACAAAUUUGAGGAGAUAAAUAUUCAUUAAAACUUGAACAGUUCGCCAGUUCUAAGAAAUGAAUAAUAAUCUUACUAAAUAAAAGCUAAUUGGAAAAUUUCCUCCACCUUCUUCAACAGAGAUAAGUUAAGGCUUUCUUUUACACCAUUAUGUAAAUCAUCAAAUUAUUAUACCUAUAAUUUACAAUAAUAAUGACUAGCUAGAGCAUCUUCUAGAUAAUCAUACUGCAUAAUCAAUUUAAACAAGAAUUUCUGCAUUUAUAAAAGUGGGAAUUGGAAUAACCAAUAAUAAAAAAAAUAUUAAAGUGGUUCAUUACAUAUAUAAUAAAUUUGUAUCUUACAGAGAAACCACCAAUAAUUUACCAUGUCUACGACUGGCAACUUCCUCCUGAAUUAUACGACGACUCACUCGUCACCUACCACACAAUAACACCCAUUCUAAAUAUAAUGGAAAAUCUUUUUAUUUAAAUUGCUAUAAAUGGCAAAAUGAGAACCUUCUAACCCUUAAAGGUCAUUUAUCAUCACAUGAUGUUCUCUAAGGGGCACCGGUCAAUGUCACAAUUUUGUUAAAUUUUCACAGUGGUCAAAGCGACACGUUCUCCAGGUUUGGAGAACCGAGGUGGUUUUGUGACACGUGUAAACUGUGUGUAAUUACCAAAGUGUUUUACAUUGGUUACCAUAAAAGAACCUCCUUAUAUGAGAAAACAAAAACAUUUUAUGUGACAGCUCUGUAUGCAAAAGUACUGUAAAAAAAAAAAAAAUAUAUACAUUAUCAUUACCCAGUUUUCACUGCCACAGAGUGGAUAUUUUGGAGUGUGGUCAAAUCAUACACAAAACAGUUCAACAAAGUAUGCAGACGAUAAGCCACAAUAACGUGGCCGAAGACAUGAACACUAAACUACACAUCAGAUGAGGAGACGGCGACGUUUCAAUCCGUCCUGGACCAUUAAAAAGUUCAACAAAGUGCAUAUUCUGAUUGUCAAAAUUGUGUAUUUCAUUAGGUUACGAUGUAUUAGCUUAGGCUAGGCUCAGUUGAGUAAGGUUAGGUUAGGCUAGGUUAGGUUAGGUUAGGUAAGGUAAGGUUAGGUAAGGUAAGGUUAGGUAAGGUUAGGUAAGGUUAGGUUAGGUUGGGUAAGGCCAGAUAGGUUAUAAAAUCUGUUGGCCAACUGUCUUGUGUAUGAUAUGACUCGUAUCCAAAAUUUUGUUCCAAAAGCUGGUCAAUGACAGACUUCCCGGGAAACACAAACCGAAACUCUCUCUAUUUUCCGCUUGUUACAACUUGUAAUAAAGUUGUUACAUCUCGGCUUAACGUGUUUAUGACGUAUUAGAACGUUGUUACAACUUGCUAUAUUGGUUGUUAUAACUGGUUAGCAGGUGUUAAAACUUGUUCAAACGUUGUACCAACGUCGUAGUUUCGGUGUGUGUUUGGCGGGUUGCUCUUGGUUUACACCUAACCUUCAAGGGUUAUGUACUGUAAUACAGUAUAUAAUACACACACAUGUUUACAUUCCAUCUAGGCUAUUCGGCUUUACAUACACACCGGCACACCUCUACUUCACUGAUGGAUACAGUCAACAAUACUUCUACACAAAGAGGCUACUGUAUUCAGAGUAAUGAGUAAACUAAACAUUCUACACUCUGUUAACGUGUGCCAAAAAGAUAUACAAAUUAUAACAUUUUCUUGCAAUAAGGAAUAACUGGUAAGCAAAUGAUUCUCAGUAAUUGAAAACUUUCUUCUUCCUGGACUAGAAAAGGAAAAGUCUAGAACCCAUAUAAUGAACAAGAACCCAAGUGAUGAACAUGUUUAGAACCCAAGUGAUGAACAAGUCUGGAACCCUAGAACUCACAACGACAAGUCACCACCAGAAACAGUACGGCUUCACAACUAAAACAGCAAAUAUAAAGACUUUAAUUCUUUUGUUUAACACUCCAAGAGCAACAUAUUUUUGCUAAAAUUACUAAAAUAUACCCAGGCAGGAUUACCAAAUAUACCUGGCCAGGAUCGCCAAAUAUAGUAUACCUAGCCAGGCCUACCAAAUAUACCCGACCAUUUUGGGUUGUGUUUAAACAUUGUCGGUGACUGUAAUACUCUACUGUACUUAUAAUACAUAAAUCCUCUAUGUCUUAUUUCUUUUCAAUUAUAAAAG
Procambarus clarkii (red swamp crayfish) is the source of this 4020-nucleotide messenger RNA. Its product is annotated as MIP18 family protein galla-2. The record is from RefSeq and is a predicted model, not a curated record. Gene Ontology annotation, biological process: iron-sulfur cluster assembly. Gene Ontology annotation, cellular component: cytosolic [4Fe-4S] assembly targeting complex. Lineage: Eukaryota; Metazoa; Arthropoda; Malacostraca; Decapoda; Cambaridae.